AUGAUGGAGCAGAAGGAAUCCUAUUUCCAGUACCAGAAUAUGCCAAUAGCUCCAGGUCAAGAUAUAUCAGCCUACAACUCUGGCGCAUACCCCGGCACGCCCGUGGCAGCAUACACACCAGAUCCUAUGGCGGUGCCUGAGCUGGGUGCGGUGCCAAAUCCAAGCCAGCCUGUUCCGUCAUGGAACGAACCCAUUUAUGAAAACCAGGUUCCCGGAAUGGUUCUGAGACCUCCCCCAGGGAUGGUGCAACCAGGAACAGUUCAUCCAUCCACGGGCGCAAUGGCGGUUACGCAAGAUCCCACAGGAAUCCUCCCGGUCAACAUGUCCUCCGCUGCUGGAUUUGGCGGCCCUCACGAUACCACAGCAUGGGGAGGCCAGAUAUCGAGAUCUAUGAGCUUGUCCGCGAGAUCGGGCGUGCCAUCACCUAUUCCGCAACCAUAUCCAAGCCAGUUCCAUCCCUCACAGCAGAUCAGCCCUGAAUUUAAACGUCGAAUGACUACUCCCGCCGAAACAUACUCUACCACCAUGGGCCAUGCCCAUGCCAUACCUCAGCUCUCAUCUACACCCAUUCCAGUGUCCUUUGACGAAAGCCAGAUACCAUUCACAACAUACAACAUGCCCGGAGUCAUACCAGAAGCUAUACGGCACCCGGGUCAGGUUAUUGUUGGCUCUGCAGCAGACCCGAUGUCGCUCUCGGAGUGGUACUCGCCAGAUUCACUGCAGGCACACCAGCAGGCCUUCAUACCCGACCAUCAAAACCUGAUGCAUCGCCCUCCGGGUUGA
Messenger RNA from Arthroderma uncinatum, 783 nucleotides. RefSeq lists its product as uncharacterized. The transcript has 2 exons. The record is from RefSeq and is a predicted model, not a curated record. NCBI's taxonomy places the organism in Eukaryota, Fungi, Ascomycota, Eurotiomycetes, Onygenales, Arthrodermataceae. Bases 1 to 783 code for a protein of 260 amino acids.